Molecule: messenger RNA, 1431 nt
Organism: Hyphopichia burtonii NRRL Y-1933
Lineage: Eukaryota; Fungi; Ascomycota; Pichiomycetes; Serinales; Debaryomycetaceae
Product: TBC domain-containing protein
Exons: 1
Source: RefSeq, a predicted model, not a curated record
GAUUAUGAAUCGUUAUUGGAAUUUGAAGAAUCUCUUAGAUCUUCAGUUUCCUCCGAUAACUCUAUUUUGCUCUAUAAUUUAGAACUGAAGAUUGACUCUAAUAGACUUACCCAUUUUGAUGAUAAUGAAGAUAUUAAUCAAAAUGAUCAAUAUCUGUUUGAUGAUUUAACAUCAAUUAUGAAUAAUUAUGACUUUAAGAAUGAUGACUUCACCACUUGUACCAAUUGUGGUAAAUCAUUAUCAAAUCCAGAAAAUUAUUCAAAUUGUUGUCAAAAUUUUGUUGAUCUGCAAUCAACUAUAUCAUCAUCAUUAGAAAAAUCUUAUUGGUUAUCUUUUAUUAAUAAUCCUUCAAGGACUAUUAAUACUUUACCAAAUUAUACUGAAAUGUUAUUUUUACAACAAGGAAUUCCUUGUCAAUUAAGAUCAAUGAUUUGGCAAAAAUUAAUUUUAAUUGAUUGUCAACAUACUAAAAAUAAUGUUCCUAAAACUUCAAAAUUAAUUUAUAAUAAUUUCCAACAUUCUUAUACUGCAUCAAUUUCCAAACAAAUUAGUAAAGAUUUAUGUCGUACAUUUCCUUCAGUUUCUUUUUUCAAAAUUGAUAAAACAAUUGAAGAUUUAUCAACUAUUUUAAAUGUUUAUGCUAAUUAUGAUGUUGAAUUAGGUUAUUGUCAAGGUCUUUUGUUCUUAGUGGGAGCUUUACAUUAUCAUUUUAAUGAUGAUUGUAUCUUGACUUUCCAUUCAUUAUGUAGUAUAAUGGAAUCAGAAAGAGAAUUACAUGAUAUUUUCACCACUUCUUUAAUGUCCUCAACUUUAAAUAAAUGGUAUAAAGAAUUUUGUUCAAUUUUAUCAAAAAUUGAUAAUGAUUUAUAUAAUCAUAUGAUUAAAUUUGUGGAAUUUCAAGUAUUUCUAUUCCAAUGGUGGUUAUCCUUUAUUUCAAGUCAUACUCCGGAUUUAUCAAUUGUUAAUAGAAUUAUGGAUUUUUGUCUUAUUCAAGGUUGGAAAGUUGGUUUUUUCAAAAUUUCAAUUGGUUUAUUAAUUGUUAAUAAACCAAUUAUUAUGAGUUUAAAAGAAGGUGAUGAAGAAGUUGUUUAUCAACAUUUAUUAAAUGAUUCAAAAUGGGGGAAUAUAAUUAAUGAUUUAGAUAUGUUUUUCGGUAAUUUAUUAUUAUCUUGGGAUGAUUCAUUAUUUUUAAAAUUAGUUGAUUCGUCUUGUGCUUUGGAUAUUGAUAAUAAUUCUCAACAUUCAAGAACUGGUCUGUCAGUUAUUGAUAAAAUUAAAGGUUUUAAGAUUAAUAAUUCGAAUUCUUCGAUAUCUUCUAAUUCUUCAAUGAAUAGAAAUAGGUCGGAUUCUGAUAAUUCUUAUAAUAAUUCUCAACCAGAUAAUAAUAAUUCUUCGUUAUCGGUUUUUUCAUUAAAAUUAAAUAAACCUUCA